AUGUCUUUGUCCUUGAAUGAAUACCUCCGCUACGGGCGGCAGCUCAUAGUGCCUGAGUUUGGCCUGCAGGGCCAGAUCUCGUUGAAAGAGUCUCGUGUACUGGUUGUUGGAGCCGGGGGUUUAGGGUGCCCAGCUUUGCAGUAUCUUGUCGGAGCUGGUUUUGGCACGGUGGGAAUCGUGGAUCACGACACAGUCGACAUGUCAAACCUUCACAGGCAAACCUUGCACACAACAGAAACUGUGGGGAUGCUGAAAUGCGAGUCAGCAAAGCUCCAACUGGCCAAACUCAAUCCGUUGGUGCAGAUCAACACUCAUCCGGUGGCUCUCAGUCAGGAUAACAGCUUUGGAAUAUUUGAGCAAUAUGAUAUCGUCUUAGACUGCACGGACACUCCUGCCACCCGGUACUUGAUCAAUGAUACUGCUGUGCUCCUUGGAUUGACGAUUAUUUCUGGAUCUGGACUCAAAACCGAGGGCCAGCUGUCCAUUCUGAACUUCAACAACACCGGCCCCUGCUAUCGUUGUUUCUAUCCAACGCCGCCACCUCCCAGCUCUGUGACUGCUUGCAGCGACGGUGGGGUCCUUGGCCCGAUUAUCGGGAUUAUGGGGGUGAUGAUGGCCCUGGAAGCUAUCAAGGUGGUUAAUGCCGAGUGUGCAAUCCCGAAACGCGAGACAUAA
Molecule: messenger RNA, 675 nt
Organism: Ogataea haglerorum
Lineage: Eukaryota; Fungi; Ascomycota; Pichiomycetes; Pichiales; Pichiaceae
Exons: 2
Coding region: 1-675 (224 amino acids)
Biological process (GO): tRNA wobble position uridine thiolation; protein urmylation
Cellular component (GO): cytoplasm
Molecular function (GO): nucleotidyltransferase activity; thiosulfate-cyanide sulfurtransferase activity; URM1 activating enzyme activity
Source: RefSeq, a predicted model, not a curated record